Molecule: messenger RNA, 2385 nt
Organism: Populus nigra (black poplar)
Lineage: Eukaryota; Viridiplantae; Streptophyta; Magnoliopsida; Malpighiales; Salicaceae
Product: protein high chlorophyll fluorescent 107
Exons: 8
Coding region: 141-2129 (662 amino acids)
Biological process (GO): mRNA processing; regulation of translation
Cellular component (GO): chloroplast
Molecular function (GO): single-stranded RNA binding; protein binding; mRNA binding
Source: RefSeq, a predicted model, not a curated record
CCACCUCAAGUCCAAAAGGCCGCGGUGGUCAUUUACACACCACACCUCUUUCUCCUUCACAAAGCCCGCCCAGUAUUCUCUUCUCUCGACCACUUUCCUUUCCAUCCGUUAACAAAAACAGAAAUUUGAAAGAAAAGAAAAUGCACCUCUUCUCUCCUUCCUCUUCCACUUCUACUUCGAAAGCAGCUUUCACUCUCUUCUCUCCCUCUCAAAACCCCAACAACAAUUCCAAACUCUACUUCAAAGUCCAUACCAAAACAAGAACAACUAUACCAUGUUCCUCUAAGGAAUCCCCUCCUGUUCUAGACCCAAAACCUCUCUCCUUAGAAUCAUCAAGAACCAGUGAGCUUAGCAACCGGGAAAGCAAUGUUGUUAUUGAAUCAAAUAGAGAUUCUUUGGAGGGAAUGCUGGUUGUUCGCCGGCCGGAAAUGGAGGUUCCCGGUGAGGAUUCCGGCGAGAGUAGUGAGAAAGAGAGCGAUGAUGAUAACACUAAAUCCUUGACAAUCAUUGAUGUGGGCCUUGAGGAGUUUGCAAAAAAGAUGCCAAUUUUUGAGCCAGAGAGAGUGGGGUCCUCUGGUUCCGGUCCUCAGGAGAAGCCACUUGAUGUGAAUUUGGACUUGGCUUUGUAUAAGGCCAAGGUGUUAGCUAGGCGUUUUAAGUAUAAAGAAGCUGAGGAGAUACUGCAAAAGUGUAUUAGUUAUUGGCCUGAAGAUGGGAAGCCAUAUGUGGCAUUAGGGAAGAUAUUGGGGAAGCAAUCAAAAACAGAAGCAGCAAGAGCUGUGUAUGAGAAAGGGUGCCAGGCAACUCAAGGAGAGAAUCCUUACGUUUGGCAGUGCUGGGCUGUUUUGGAAAAUAAAAUGGGUAAUAUUAGGAGAGCAAGAGAGUUAUUCGAUGCCGCCACAGUUGCUGAUAAAAGACACGUAGCUGCUUGGCAUGGUUGGGCAAUUCUAGAGCUAAAACAGGGAAAUGUUAAGAAGGCAAGGCAAUUACUUGCUAAAGGCCUUAAGUUUUGUGGUGGAAAUGAGUAUGUUUACCAGACACUGGCACUUUUGGAAGCUAAAGCAAAUCGAUAUAAGCAGGCUCAAUACUUGUUCAGGCAAGCAACUAAGUGUAAUCCAAAAAGCUGUGCCAGUUGGCUUGCAUGGGCACAACUAGAAAUGCAACAGGAGAACAAUCUUGUCGCAAGGAAACUCUUUGAGAAAGCAGUACAAGCAAGUCCUAAGAACAGAUUUGCAUGGCACGUAUGGGGAGUUUUUGAAGCUAAUAUUGGAAAUAUUGAGAAAGCAAGAAAACUUUUAACGAUAGGCCACGCACUUAAUCCAAGGGAUGCUGUUCUGCUUCAGUCUCUUGCUUUAUUGGAAUAUAGACAUUCUACUGCAAAUCUUGCGCGAGUAUUGUUCAGGAAAGCAUCUGAAUUGGACCCAAGGCACCAACCCGUUUGGAUUGCUUGGGGAUGGAUGGAAUGGAAAGAAGGCAACAUAUCCACUGCAAGGGAGUUGUAUCAAAAGGCUCUUUCAAUUAACACAACCACUGAAAGUGCAGCUAGAUGUCUACAGGCUUGGGGUGUCCUAGAACAAAGAGCUGGUAACCUGUCCGCAGCUCGAAGAUUAUUUAGAUCAUCCCUGAAUAUAAAUUCUCAGAGUUAUGUAACAUGGAUGACAUGGGCACAGUUGGAGGACGAUCAAGGAAACAGUGUGCGUGCUGAGGAAAUUCGGAACCUCUACUUUCAACAGCGUACCGAAGUUGUAGAUGACGUCUCAUGGGUUACAGGAUUUUUAGAUAUCCUUGACCCAGCAGUUGACAGCAUAAAGAAGCUCCUGAACAUGGAUCAGGACCCGUACAAGAAGGCACAGGAAGCUUUGAGAAAUAUAUCAAGAGGUAAAGAAAAAGGUGUCGAUGACAACUCAGCCGGUAAUCCAUCCUCUAACAGCUUUGGCAAUGAUAAAGAAGGAAGGGGUAGUGGACUGGAUUUGGAUUCCUUCAUUAAAGAAAGGUUGUCUCUUGAUGCAACCAAGUUUGAUGUCAACCUGGAAACAUCUGCUGCAAAUCCGGCCCCAUGGAGAGGCAAGUCACCAAGAAGUAUAUGGAAACCAGUAAAAAGCAAUCGCAAAAACGGUGCCAAAUUCUAGCUGUCGUUUCAAAGAGGCAGGUUUAAAGUGGCACUGAAGUUCAUGGUUCAAGAAACUUAUAGUCUGAAAAUCGAAAAUAUUAUUUAGUACAGUAUCGCUGUAACUAUAGCAGAAUGUCUCCGUAGAACACAGUGAUUUGUAAACUGCUAACACAUGGAAAGAUAAUCCGAGAUUAAAUUUGUUGAUACUAAAUUACAGAUGUAACAGCCACAAACAAUCUAUUUUAUAUAAUGCUAACUAGAGGCGUUAUUUACCA